AUGAAUCGAUAUCCUGAACUAAAACUAUCGUGGUCUGGUGAUUAUGAAUCGCUGAAAUUGUUUGUUGAUAGCGAACUAAAUUUCGAAGGAACUUGGUCAUCGAUCGGUGGGGAGAAAAAGUUGUUUAAAAGCAAAAACGUUGAAAUCCAUUGGUGGGCUAAAAAGAAGUUUCUUAGGAUAGAGGGAAAACAGGCAAGUGAAGUUAAACGUUCAAUUCUGAUGUUGAUUUUGCAUGACAUUGGUUCUGACGACCAUAAUAUUCGCUCGUCUCAUAACAUGUGUAAAUGCCCUGAAGUCAGUUCUGAUAUCGACGGCGUUAAAUUGGAUGUCAUUAUCUUGGAAUCAACAGUGAAACAACAGGCAAAUACGCUUGUUAGUUUGCAGGAAACCUUGGCGAAAUUAGAAGCAUCAACAACCGAUGCAAAAUCUAUACCGUUGGAUCAACUAAGUAAAUCUCCCAAUAAUACAUCGGCUGAAUGUGUUGUACAAUGUACGAAUUAUAAUAGCCCUAUUGCGUCUGUGAUUACACUUACUUGCUUGUAUUUCUCGGACGAACCUGAGCAGAAUAAUACAGACAAUAUAAUCGAAAAGCAGAAUAAUACGGACAGUAUAGUCGAAACCUUAGUAGGAAAGUAUUUGCCUAGUCAUUCCAAGUCAAAUGUUAAGAGUUGUUCAAAUAAUACACCAAUUUUAAAGAACCCAUGUCAUGAUCUGCACCACAAUCCACAAGGCAUUCAGGAUCAAUUAAAUACUAGCCAAAGAAUUGAGAAGGAAU
Messenger RNA from Paramuricea clavata, 775 nucleotides. The record is from the annotation of a GenBank genome assembly. NCBI's taxonomy places the organism in Eukaryota, Metazoa, Cnidaria, Anthozoa, Malacalcyonacea, Plexauridae.